Prosopis cineraria is the source of this 724-nucleotide messenger RNA. RefSeq names its product NADH dehydrogenase [ubiquinone] 1 alpha subcomplex subunit 13-B-like. Lineage: Eukaryota; Viridiplantae; Streptophyta; Magnoliopsida; Fabales; Fabaceae. The transcript has 3 exons. The record is from RefSeq and is a predicted model, not a curated record. The coding region runs from base 151 to 447 and encodes 98 amino acids.
AAUUCUGGAAAUCAAUCAAUCUUGGCGGCACGCAGUUCCUACGAGUGAACUCUCGCGCUUUUGGGCGAAUUGCAAUACUCGAUUUCCUCUUCCUUAUUUUCAGAAUCCGUAGCUUCAUAAUCACAUUGAAACCAUGGGGAAGGAUCGAAGAUGACGGAGACAAUUAUAAGGAAGAGAAUCAACAAGGCAAGCCUGAAGGACGGUCCUCCCCUAGUCCGAUUCGCUCGCCGAAUCUCGAGCAAAGAUCUUAGUGCCAUGGACAUAUUCCUCACUGCGUUUGGUGCUUUCUCGUGGGGAAUGUGCAAGGUGGCCCAGGGCAUCAAGACCCGAAGGUCAGCUUUCAAUUGCACUUUCUUGGCACUAGAAGAGGAAAAUUAUGCUGCUGCUUGUUACAUACUGCCCAUUCUUCAAUCUGGGGAGGAUGCGAGGUUUUUUACAGAGUGGUAAAAACAUAUCGAGCACGAGGCAGAAGUGAUGAAAGAUGUGUCUGGCUGAAAAGUUGGUUUGAGUGUCCAUGAUUCCGAGGGAUGAUGGCCACCAGCAAGUGUCGAGCUAGCUGCAUCCUCAAGUAUGGUGACCAUGUUUUGCGGUUCACCUUCUAGACUUGGGUCUACUGUAUGCUGUUUUCUACAUGGUACUUGUGUUCUUGCUUCUAAAUUCAAUAAUGUAUACGGACUUCUUCUAAUUGCUUUUCUGAAUGCUAUGGUGUCAAAUUUCUAUUUCA